Molecule: messenger RNA, 1182 nt
Organism: Fusarium coffeatum
Lineage: Eukaryota; Fungi; Ascomycota; Sordariomycetes; Hypocreales; Nectriaceae
Exons: 3
Coding region: 1-1182 (393 amino acids)
Biological process (GO): microtubule organizing center organization; nuclear migration; establishment of mitotic spindle orientation
Cellular component (GO): nuclear envelope; cytoplasmic microtubule; microtubule associated complex
Molecular function (GO): microtubule plus-end binding; dynein complex binding
Source: RefSeq, a predicted model, not a curated record
AUGCAGUCUGCAGACCAUGACCACUUCUUUGAAACGGAUGCUGUCCAAGCUCAACGUCAACGCAAGGCCGCAAAGGCCGGCAACAAAAAUGGCGAACCAAUUGCUAUGAAGUCCAAGAUACUUGCUGUUGUUCCAGAUCCUGCUUCACCUCUCACUUCUGUAUUCAUUGCCGAAUCUGCUGGUGCUGUCCGCCGAAUCAACCUCGAGAUAUCGGAGCCUAAGACAACGUACCGUGGACCAAAGGCACCUGUAACUUGUCUUGCCACGGGAGGCCAAGAUAACCAGAUAGUAUUUGCAGGCUCGUGGGACAAGGACAUCUGGUCAUGGGACGUUGAGACUGGAAAGCUUGGCCGCAAAUUCAGCGGUCAUUCAGACUUCGUAAAGACUGUUGUUUGUGCUACCGUCUCAGGUAAACAUGUUCUCAUCAGCGGAGGCGCCGACAAGAAGAUACUGGUUUGGGAUAUUGAGUCAGGGAAACGGCUGCACACCCUGCAGGACCCUACUACGACAAUGCUGGCCGUCCAACACAUUGCUAUCGAUCCUGUCCUUAGCGACACAGCCAAUAUUGUCUUUGCCAGUGCGAGCAGCGACCCGCACAUCAGGAGGUGGAAAAUCACCCUAGACAGUUACGAGCAGCUUUCCGAGUCAUUCUCUGACCGCCCCGAUGCUGAGCGACUUACCAUCCAGGAACACGAGACCAGCAUCUACCGUCUGUUCUACGACCAGUCAAGUGAAGAUGUGGAUCUAUGGACUGCCAGCGCUGAUGGAACUGCAAAGUGCUUGGCGCGUUCGAAAAAUUUCGUCGCCGACGACUCCUUCGAACAUGGAGAUUACGUACGAGGGGUUCUUGCAACAGACCAAUGGAUUGUCACGGCUGGACGCAAUGAGGAUGUCAAGGUCUGGGACCGCUCAUCCGGAAAGCUGUACUGUACAUUGAUCGGUCACUACGAGGAGGUAACCGACAUUAUCAUGCUGCAAGAUUCUGAUGGUACUCCUCGCAAGGUUUGCAGUGUUGGAAUCGAUGGAACUAUCCGAACAUGGCCACUGGCCAAGUCUGAACUGGAUGAAGUGGUUGUCAAGAUUCAAAAAGCCUCCGAGCCCAAAGAGGAGGAAGAGGACAAGAGUGGCAAUGUCUUGACUGCUGAGGAAGAGGCCGAGCUUGCAGAACUCAUGGACGAUUAG